This is a messenger RNA of Equus quagga, 5070 nucleotides long. It is a transcript of the gene RIMOC1, whose product is annotated as RAB7A interacting MON1-CCZ1 complex subunit 1. Bases 92 to 961 code for a protein of 289 amino acids. The record is from RefSeq and is a predicted model, not a curated record. Gene Ontology annotation, biological process: mitophagy. The transcript has 6 exons. Lineage: Eukaryota; Metazoa; Chordata; Mammalia; Perissodactyla; Equidae.
CCCCGCCCCCACGCCCCGCCCUGGUCCGGGGAUCAGGUGACCACGGGCCGGUGGCUGUCACGUGGCUGGGGCGCGCCCGCCCGUUGUGGCCAUGGCGGCCGCGGGCUCCAGUGUGGUGAAGCGAGUGGAGGAGCUCGGGGACCUGGCUCAAGCCCAUAUUCAGCAACUUAGCGAAGCGGCUGGCGAAGACGAUCACUUUUUAAUUCGGGCCUCUGCAGCUCUAGAAAAAUUGAAACUUCUGUGUGGAGAAGACAAAGAAUGUUCAAAUCCAUCAAAUCUUCUAGAACUUUACACACAGGCUAUUUUGGACAUGACGUAUUUUGAGGAGAACAAGCUAGUAGAUGAAGAUUUUCCUGAAGACUCUUCACAGAAAGUAAAAGAGCUGAUUGGUUUUCUUUCAGAACCAGAAAUUUUAGUUAAAGAAAAUAAUAUGCAUCCAAAACACAGCGACUUGCUUGGGGAUGAGCUCCUGGAAUGUCUCUCUUGGAGACGAGGAGCCCUACUUUAUAUGUAUUGUCAUUCUCUGACCAAAAGGAGAGAAUGGCUCACGAGAAAAUCUAGUUUUCUGAAAAAGUACCUUGUUGAUGGAAUCAGUUACUUGCUACAGAUGCUAAAUUAUCGGUGUCCUAUCCAGUUAAAUGAAGGAGUUUCUUUCCAGGACCUAGACACAGCUAAAUUACUGAGUGAAGCUUUAGAACCGGAGCCCGAGAGCUUCAGAGGGAGGCACUUCACAGAAUACCAUGUAAACAAGACCCAGAGUUGUGCAACAUGCAUCUCUGUUGAGGAGAUUGCUUCCAUCCUCAGUAUCACAAGAUGCUCCUGGAACUCCUUCCAUCUCACCUAUGUUUCGGUCUAUAGGCAUGGCAAAAGGAUGUUUCUUUCAGCCAAGCUGUUCCUUUGGUGCAGUCUUCUCAGAAGUUUCUUAGAACACUUCCACCUACAUUUCACUGGCCAGAAUUAAAUCACAUGGCUUCAUGUUGCUACAAGGGAACCGGGGUGUAUAGCCCUUUACCUGAUACAUCGCCAUCCCAAAUAAAUUGUCUUUUUACUAAGAAAGAAGGGAAGAAUGACUAUUUAGUGGCAACUGUUAGUUUCUGUCAUAAACGUCUGUGCACUUAAAAAUGUUAGGAACUGAAUAUAGAGCAUCGUUUGGGUUUUAGACUAGACUAUGGGAGGGAAGAACCACUUAUUUUUACCAUCUCUUUUUACAAAGGGAAGAACUGAGGUUCUUCCUGAUAAGCCCGAUAACCUGUUUAAGGUCAAGUAGCUUGCAAUUGACUACAUAUAAAUUUUUGUUGAUUCUCAAUCUGGAGUUUUGAUGGGGAAAAAUCAAAUAUGGGAAAGAUGAAAACUUCUUAGGGAAAAUUCUAUAUUUUAAUUUUAUAAGUUUACUUUAAUAAUUCUUUCUUUUUUAGCUUCUGUAGGCUUUUCCUUUCUAUUCAAAAACAUUGCCUAUUAAAACCAGCAUGAUUUGUGUCAUUAAUAUAUGUCUGGCUACUGGUGUCCAAAAGUUGUUCCUUUCAGUUAAUUCAAGCUAAGUAGCUUGUCCUAAAAAAAUCUUAUUGCGAAUGCAAAGUGCUCCUUCAGUGGGCAUGACGUUUUGACAAACAUGGGUGUAUUGAUUUAUUUGUGGGAAGUAUUUAUUCCAGAUAACUUAUGAACUAAUUAGCUGCAUUGAAAAUGACCUUUCUAAAAUCUCCUCAUCCACCUGCAUGGAUUGAUUUAAAAGAAAAAGCAAGGAUAGGCGCUAAAGCCUGUUUAGAACCACAGAAAGUGGCACAGGUCACCAGUUGUGCUCAUUGUCCCAUUUCUAGUUAUAACGUAAUGUACUUUCAUGGCCUGGAAUUUUUUCUUUAGAAUGCUUGUGAUACUGCUGUCUUCUCUCAGAUCGUAAUUUGAUUGUACUUUCCCCAACUCCCCUUGCUUCUUCAACAGGGGAAUCAAAAGGGACAGAUAGGGUCUCUUUUUUUCCCCAGGAAAAGAGAAUACAACAUCAGCUCCACAGCAGUUUUGCCAGGGCUCAGUCCUCUUGGUGUUGACUUCUUGCUCUUAUCUGAAGCAGUUCGCUCCUCCCGACUUCAUCUCUCUCAAGAUGUAGAUUAGAAACCAGAAAGCCUACUUUUCGUAGGCUAAAUGACUCCUAAGACCCCAUCGGAGAGGCUCUAAUUAUUAUUUUAUUUUUUGUUAGGCAACAUAAAACAUAAUUCUGAAUAAUCUUUCAUACUAAUUAGAAAGCUCUAUAUGAAUCAUCAAAAUAUUUUUGUGGCCACAUCUUAAUGAUAAUUUACCCAAUUUUAGAUAAAACAGUGUAUACUUGGUAUGAUUUUUAUUUUUUCCAAGGUGAGAUAAUCAUUUUGUCCUUUGAACAGUGCCUAUAUGCCAUUAAAUUUUUAGCUUUUAAAAAUUAGCAAGUAAUGUUUUCAGUAAAUCACUUUACCUCAUUUCUGAGCCUCAGUCUUCUGUGGGCCCUUAUAAAAAGCCUUGUCAGAAUAACCCUGGAGUCAAACGGGUUAAAUCAAAAUACUGUUGAGUUUUGCACACUCUUGGUUUACACCCUUUUUAUACCACUAGGGACCACCUCUACCUUCCCGGCAGCCUCUUGGCUCAUUGCUUAACCCGGAAUCUGGAUUUCAGAUCCCCUAAAGCAAUAGCUCUGAACUGGCAUCACUAAUUGCCUGGGUAGCUUAUUAAAAAUGCAGGCUUCUGUGUACUAUCUGCAGGUUCUGAUUCAAUAUAUGGAGUGCAGAAAUCUAUUUUUAAUAGGCUCCCGUGUCAUGAUGCAGCCAUAUUUAGACAUCAUUUCUAGGGGAUUUCAGCCUGGCCACCCUUUUUUUUCUGUAUAAGUCAUCUUUCUGCCUCCACUCACUUCAUGGGUUAUUCUGCAUCUCCCUGCCUGCACUCCUCACUGUCACAUGUGUGUUCAUCAAGGACAUGCACAGUGCAAAGUGAAGUAUUUUAUUGAAAACCAUGCUGAGCGUUAGCAGAAAAAAUAUCAAGGAAAAUUUGUAGCUGCAGAAAGAGAUAGCUCCAGAGUAGUCAAUUCUUGGGGGAGUAGAGAGGGAGAACGUGCCUAAUUUACACAUUGGUCAUCUCUUCCUUUGAUAUUUUAAUGAAGUUGUUUAGCAUAGCCUGUGGACCAGCAGCAUCACCCUAGGUCCUAGGGCUUUGUUAAAAAAAUGCAGAUUCAUAGACCCAACCCUGUACUUGAAUUUGAGACUCUGGAGGUGGGGACCCAGCAAUCAAAUUUUAGCAUGUCCAGGUAAUUCUAAUGCGGGCUGAAGUUUGAGAACCACUCUUUAGCAUAUAGUCGUUCAUUCUCUCCCUAGUAACACCUUCCAUAGGAUAUCUAUGUACCUUGUUCAGCAGUCACUCCUGUUAAUAUAAAAAUUGAGGCUAACUUAGAGUUGGGCAUAAAUUGGAUCCCAGAUCUCGCUUAGGCAAAUACUUCUCACUCUUCCCAAGUGGCUUCACUUUGUGGGACCUACUUCACUUCCUCCUCCCACAGCUCUAGCCUGCUUAAAAGUUCAACCUUCCCUCCGUUUUUGCUUCUCUCUCCUUACUCCCCUCCACUUUCUUUUUAGGAAUAACUAGACAGGUUAUAAGAUCACAAAAAUAAAAGGAUAAUGCAUUCAACAAAAUGCCGUAUAUAAUAUGAAAUACAAUUCUGAAUAACAUCUAAUGCUGUAUCCAGCUUUUCUCUGAGAUUUAUAAUCUUUUACCUAUAAAGGAAUAAAGUGAAAAGAAAUGAUUAUACUUAGUAAGUGAAAGUUGUUUUAUACAUAGAAAACAUAAUUAAUUUAGUGCAGCCUAUCAUAUUUUUCAUGAAUACAAGCCUCAGAUUCUGCUCUUAAAUGAUUAUUUCUUUUAUUGAUAUAGCAGUUUAAUGAGUCAUCUCUUCUGUUAAACCUGUUCUUUUGCUCCUAUUUAGAAGCUAAAUUUGAGGUGAAGUGAAAGAUUAGCUGAAGGGACAAAUUCUGAGAUAAAAAGCUUGCAGUAGAUUUAAGAUGAUGAAAACUAGUACAGUUUUGAAAGUUGAAUUUUUCAUCUAUUUUUAAUCUCUAGUACCAUCAUAGUCAUUUCUGCUGAGCCAUGUUAGGUGAGCAACUGAGAUUAUGAUGCUCAUUUAUUUGAGGUAAACUUUUCUAAUCACACAUUAGAGUAAGUCUUUUAUUUAUAUUUGAGUGACUUUACGAAGUUAACUAGUUAAAUGUUUUAAUAGCACUUUAUGAGUUCUAAAACUUUUUCAUACAUUUUUAUUCAUGUAUUCCUUAAGAAAUCUCCAUGAAAUAAAUAGGACAUAUGGAAUCCUCAUAUUUCAGAUUUGUUAACUGAGGCUCAAAGAGCUUUGCUGAGUUACCCAAAGUCAAUUUAUCCCCAGAGCUUUUUGAUUCUAGGUCUGUUUGUCUUUCUACCAAAUUAAUAUACUUUGUGUGCCAUAAUGUUUAACUAUAUAAUGUAAUUGCCUUAUUCCAUAAAAGAAUGCUUUCAACUUUCAAUGAAAAUCCUGCAGUGUAUUCCUUUUUCCUGGGAACAUAAAGCAUCUUGGAUAUAAGUUAACAUCUUUGAUCGUUUAGAUUUACAUGGCCUCUCGGGAUCAUGUUUAGCGUGAUAAUUUGUGUAGACAUGUACAAGUACAGGAGGCGUAGGAUGCUUUAUUGGAACUGUAUCAUUGAUCCUCAAGCACACUUCAAAAUAAAAGUUAUGUUCAUGGAUGGGAUUCAGGGAUUCUCUGAAUGUUCCGAAAUUAUUUGCAGAAUUUGGGGUGUAUGUUCUGGGAGAGGUUCCAUUGAUUAGAUUAGCUUCUCAAGGAGGUCCUAUAGAGAAUCCCAAAAAGCUUAAGAACAUUGACUUAAAUAAGUCUUUAAAAAGGGUUCUCGGACAAUGGAUAAAAUAGAGAUAGAAGUGCCAAUUAAAUGGGGUUUGUAUUAGUAAGUGAUAAUUUGGCUUUUCUAAAUGUAACUUUAAAUGAGAAAGAAAAAUGCUUAAUGACAUAAAAGGAAUUUAUUAGAGUUUUAAUAACCAGGGGUUUUUUUUAAACUUUUAAAUUCUAAUUUCUCCACCUAAAUGACU